Messenger RNA from Prorocentrum cordatum, 567 nucleotides. The record is from the annotation of a GenBank genome assembly. NCBI's taxonomy places the organism in Eukaryota, Dinophyceae, Prorocentrales, Prorocentraceae.
UUGAGCCUUCCCUCGGCGCCGCGAGGUUUUUUUUUGUUGCCCGCCCGCGCCGCGCCAGGCUGAGGGUGCACGUCGCCGGCGGACCGUCCUGGAGAGGGGGCCGAUCGGAGGAGGAGGAGCAGCGGGCGUCUUCCUCCACCUGGCACCGCAGUGGGAUCAGGGCAAAGGGGGAGAGUGGGAUGACAAGGGAACGCAGACCACAAGUCUGGAGAGAAAACCUACGGCUUCCUCAAUAUGCGGCUUCGAUAACGCUGCUGGCACAUGACGAGCAACACAACAUUAACACUUGCCUAUUGGCGCAAGCGUAUGCUCGCUCACGGCAGGCCGCAUGCAGACACAACAGCCCUCAGAGCCGAGACCGCAGAGAAGCAAGGCCUCGGGCCCGACACAACAAGUGACAAAAACAGCCUGCGCGGCAGGAAAGCUGCUCGCGCGCAGGAAGCCCGACUCCGCAUUAGGCGCCCUCACCGCUCCGGCGCCACUGGCCCCCCCCCGCAGGGCGCCACGGGCCCGGGGUGCCGCCGCCCCGCCCGCCCGCCGCCCUGCGCCGCGGGGGCGGGCGCCGGC